GUGUGUGUGUUUGUGUUUAUAAAACGGCCUUACGAGAAUCAACAAGAGUAAACUUCUCAAUAAAACCAAAAUCUCUUUCUUAACCCCCAACGAAAGAACCAAUGAGCCAGAGGAACAAGAACGGCCCUAAGCUCGAGCUGAAGCUUAACCUCUCGCCACCUCCUUCUCAAGCCAACCUGAUGAGCCUAGUUCGUUCUCCAAGCCGAUCCAACACAACUUCGCCAAGCUCAUGCGUUUCAUCUGAAACGUACCAGGAGGAGAUGGAGACAACAAUCUCAGUGGUACUUGUUGGUUGCCCUCGUUGCCUUAUGUACGUUAUGCUCUCUCAAGAUGACCCAAAAUGUCCAAAAUGCAAAAGCACCGUCCUACUUGAUUUCCUCAACCAAGACGCCUCCCCCGCUACAACUGCUCCUGCCGCCACCACUGAACGCAAUAAGACAUGGUGGAAUUUUUUUGUUUAAUCCAACCCUUUGUCCGAAAUAUAAACCUAUAGGCUAGUUGAUCCAACCGUACUUGUUUCUAUAUAUUUCUUUUGCUUCUUCUCGUGGUUGUUUGGUGUUAGAGUAGUGCUAAUCACGCUCCACGUUUAGACCAAACAUGAAGUGGAGCGCGAGUAGCACUAACUUUGCUUUUAAUGCGAUACGAAAUUAUUUGAGCAAAUUAUGUUCAGUAUGAUGAAAUAUUCACACUGUGUGUCUAUGUGCUUCUAAACCUUUGCACCUUGGAGAUUUGAAAGACUAAUGUCCUCUGUUUCUUAAAAAAAUUACAAACGGUGUUUCUUGAAUUAAUAAACUGUAAAAAGAAACAUUCGAGA
This is a messenger RNA of Raphanus sativus (radish), 814 nucleotides long. RefSeq names its product protein GL2-INTERACTING REPRESSOR 2. The transcript has a single exon. Lineage: Eukaryota; Viridiplantae; Streptophyta; Magnoliopsida; Brassicales; Brassicaceae. The record is from RefSeq and is a predicted model, not a curated record. Bases 102 to 461 code for a protein of 119 amino acids.